Molecule: messenger RNA, 772 nt
Organism: Oryza brachyantha (malo sina)
Lineage: Eukaryota; Viridiplantae; Streptophyta; Magnoliopsida; Poales; Poaceae
Product: pectinesterase inhibitor 28-like
Exons: 1
Coding region: 97-666 (189 amino acids)
Molecular function (GO): enzyme inhibitor activity
Source: RefSeq, a predicted model, not a curated record
UGCAAUGCCGUUGCGCCAUGCUACAUAUCCAACAGGAGAUAAGAGACACCUCCAGUACUAGUAUCAAUUAAUUAUCUACUCCUUAGCAAGUUAGCAAUGGUGCCGCCCGGUGCGUCCCUCCUCUUUCUCCUCAUCCUCCUCACCGCCGGUCGCGCCACCUCGGCUGCGGCUAACAAUAAGCCCCAGUUGCAGCAGCUAGUGCAGUCCACCUGUAACUCCACAACCUACUACGAUGUUUGCGUGGCCGCUCUUGCUGCCGACCCCUCCAGCUCCACCGCCGUCGACGUCCGCGGCCUCUGCGCCAUCGCCGCAUCCGCCGCCGCCACAAACGCCUCAGCAGCCGGAACAUCGGUCCUCGCUAGCGCGGCUGCAUAUCAAUCUCAGGUGCCGGAGCGUGCGGCGCUGCUCCGUGCGUGUGCCGCCAGGUACGCCGACGCGCGACAGGCUCUGGCCUCGGCGCAGGAGGCCAUCAAGGAGGAGGCCUACGACUACGCGUUCGUGCACGUCAGUGCGGCGGCUGAGUACCCAACCAUGUGCAGGGCACUGUUCCGACGAACCCAAACUCCGCGGGGGUACGGAUACCCGUCGGAGCUGGUGAGGCGUGAAGAGGGUCUGCGCCGCCUCUGCACUGUCGUCCUCGACAUUAUCUCCCUCCUCGUGCCAUAGCCUACUAUAUAUCUAGGUACUAGCUAAUGCUCCCUUCAUCUCUAAAUUAAAUGUAUGCCGUCGUUAAACCGUUUGUCUUAUUUAAAAAUUUAUAUAAUUAUUAAUU